Molecule: messenger RNA, 1806 nt
Organism: Caenorhabditis angaria
Lineage: Eukaryota; Metazoa; Nematoda; Chromadorea; Rhabditida; Rhabditidae
Source: the annotation of a GenBank genome assembly
AUGGAAGACAGUACUGAUCGAUUUUUAAAUAGAUUCAGUGAGUUUUGAAACUUUCUUUCAAGUUGAAGGUCUAAAUUUUCAGAGAGAAUAAUUCUCGUUUUCAUUUUCAUAAAUACCACGGUUUUGGUGGUUUGUUUGGCGAAUUUUGAUGUACAGAAAGAUGGAAAUGGUGGUGCAAAAAGUUUUAUGGAGAUAGUGGAGAAUUUAGUGAAGGAGCAAAGAUCAAAGCAAAAACCUAUUAAUUAUUAUAGUAGAAAUGAUAAUAGUGAUAGCUAUCAACCAAAAUUCAGUAAGAGAAGAAGUCCGCCAAUUUUCAAUGGUGAGUUAUUCAACAACAAUUUCCAUUAAAAAUGUACUUCUAGGUCCUCAGAAUUCGAGACAAAAAGAAAUCGUUGGUGCUUUUCUAAACAGCUGGAAAGAAUAUCGAAGACAUGCUUGGGGAAAGGAUGAAUUGAGACCAAUCACUCAAACCUAUGAUAAUGAAUAUGGAUUAGGUUUAACGAUUAUUGAUAGUUUGGACACAGCGAUCAUCAUGGGUUUGGAUAAAGGUAUAGAUUAGAAAAAUUCAAGAUUUCAGUACUCAAACUAAACCUGUUUUUUCAGAAGUAAAAGCCUCAAUUGAAUGGUUGGAACAUGAUUUCAAGUUGAAAAAUACAUUUGUGAAUACAUUCGAAACAACAAUUCGAGUUCUUGGAGGUCUGUUGAGUGCUUAUCAUCUCACAGGCGAACCUAUAUUCGAAAAACACGCAAAAAUCAUUGGCGAUGGAUUAUUGGGUGCAUUUGUUUUCACACCAUUUCCAUUGAAUCGUGUCAAUUUGGCAACUUCUACCGGAGCUUCACUUUCGCAAUAUUCAACACUUGCUGAAAUUGGAAGUUUGCAAUUGGAAUUUCGAGAACUUUCGGAAAUAACAAAAGAUCCGAGAUAUGUUAAUGCUAUUGAGAGAGCUAAUAAAAUGUUGCUCAAGAAUAAUUGCCCUGGGGAAACUAUGUGCUCAUCAAUGAUUGAUGUUUUUGCCGAAAAAUUUAUUGAUACAGGUAUUUUUUAACCUAGAUGAUGAAAUAUACAAUUUUUUUAAAGUUAAAACGGUUGGCGCGAAAACGGAUAGUUUUUACGAAUACUUGUUGAAACAAUAUCUUCAAACUGGAGAAGUACAAUAUUUGAAAUCUUGGAACACUGCAAUUAAUUCGAUUGAAAACCAAGCGUAUAGAAAAUUGAGAAAUAACAAAACUUUCAUUAUUGGUGAAAUUGAAAUGAGUGGAGAUUUCAAUCCAAAAAUGGAUCAUCUCGCAUGCUUUCUCCCAGGAAGUUUAGCACUUUCUUAUUUGCAAGGUCAUGAAUUAGCUGGGAAACAUUUGGAAAUGGCGGAGAAUAUCGCUGAAACUUGCUAUAAAAUGUACAAAACGCCUACUGGAUUAGCACCGGAGAUGAUAUAUUGGAAAGGUUCGAGGAUGGUUGCCAAAACUUUUGAUAGAUAUUCAUUGUUACGCCCGGAAGCGCUGGAAUCGUUUUUCUAUUUAUAUCGAAUUACGGGAAAUAGGAAAUAUCAAGAUUGGAGUUGGGAAAUAUUUCAAGCGAUUCAAAAAUACGCAAAACUUCCAACUGGUGGAUAUACUUCAAUUGCGAAUGUCUUUGAAACUGAAAAUGUGGAACGAUUCGAUAAAAUGGAAAGUUUCUUCCUUGCCGAAACUUUGAAAUACUUGUAUUUGACAAUGGCUGACGAUCAGAUGAUUUUGCCACUCGAUCAAUGGGUUUUCAACACCGAAGCUCAUCCGCUACCAAUUUAUCAUCGAAAAGAGGGAAAAUAA